GAGAGUUAAGUGUAUAAUCUAUGUUUGAGAGUGAAUAGCUAGUCUGGACUAAAAAUUAGUUUAAUGUUUUUUGGGAGGCACUUGGAUUACCUGGUUAUUAAUUUAAUUUUGUUUUAAGCAAUAUUAAACUAAACGUUAAACCAACUUUUAGUUGCACGACGUAUAAAGCGAAAUAAGUUUAUCUUGAUUUACCUCUAAACUUUUCAAAGGUUCGAUUUUGUUUUCUGGAAAUAUAUCUUUCAAGAUGCAUUUGGGCGUGAACGUCUCAAAUGCAUUACAGCAAUUGGAAAGUGUGAAAGCUGCUGUGGACCAGAGCAAUGAUCCCAAGCUUAAAGCUGCAACCAGUGAUGAUUUGAACAUGCUAAUAAGUUUAUUAGAGAGUCCCAUAUUACGAAGUAUUACUACACUUCAUGACUCUGUGGGCAUGCUUGCAACUCAGGUUGCACAUCACCCAUCAAUUUUACCUGGAGAUUUUGAUAUUACUCCUGCUGGUGACUUGGCAUUACAAACAAGAAAUUUGUAUGGAAAUCAAGAGGGUGAAGAGGAGCAAAGGGUGCCACAGGUCUCACCUCCACAUAGUAUGGAGUUUGGAUCUGAUAAUGAACAUAUUCUUGGACUUGAUAGUGGCUCUGUUGACUCUAACAUGUCUCCUAAACAAAGUCGUGGCUUAUUAGAUUUGUCUCGUAAUGAUGAUUCUUUAGCAUCUACCAAUCACAACGUAGUAGCAGGGGACUGGGCACAAGUUGAAAUUAUAAAUCUUGUAAAUGAUGGAACUGGCCUUGGAUUUGGUAUUAUAGGUGCUAGAACAAGUGGUGUCAUUGUAAAGACGAUACUAGCAGGUGGUGUAGCUGAUCGCGAUGGCCGACUAAAAUCUGGAGAUCACAUUCUACAGAUUGGAGAUGUAAGCCUUAUGGAGAUGGGUUCCGAGCAAGUAGCUGGUGUGCUACGUGCGUCCGGUAGUCGUGUGAGGCUCGUCGUGGCGCGAGCAGUGGAUCCGGCGGCCUUGCAUGCGUCACCCGCUCCCGUCGUGCCUGCCAGGCUUUUGUCAGACCCCGAAUCGCUGGAUCGCUAUCUCAUGGAAGCUGGUUUUGAGCAAGUGUUCCAUACGCAGCCUGUGCCUGUCAGCUCCACUUCGACGAGAUUUGUAUUUGACAAUCCCAUAACACCCCCUCCAGAUUCAGAUGCUGAAUCACCAGAAGUUGAUAGAUUCACAGUUCAACUGAAGAAAGACGAGAACGGCUUAGGGAUUACUAUUGCAGGUUAUGUUUGCGAAAAGGAGGAGCUGUCAGGUAUAUUUGUGAAGUCGGUGACUCCGGGGAGCGCUGCAGCGUUGAGCGGAAUGGUGAGGGUCAAUGACCGCAUCGUUGCCGUCGAUGGCGUCUCCCUCGCAGGGAAAUCCAACCAGCGCGCUGUGGACGCCCUGAAACAGAGUCGCAACGUUGUCACGCUAGAACUAGAAAGAUACCUGCGUGGUCCGAAAUAUGAGCAACUGCAGCAAGCGAUAGCGGCGGGCGAGGCGGCCGCCCCCCCUCCCCCGCCCAACCCGUUCCUGCACAUGCACCGUCCCGACGCACCUUCUCCUGAAAUAGAAAUACAGCUCUCCAACCUCCAAAUAACGGAUAACGGCACAGAUGACGCUGUGCCUCUAACUCGCAGCAGUCCUCCGGCGACUGCACUGCGUCCGGCACCAGCGUUCGAGAUGCCACGGACUCCUGAACAAAAAGAAGCGAUAAGAAGGAAAUGGCAGGCUAUAUUAGGCGAGGACGUGGAGAUAGUGGUGGGCGUGGUGGUGCGCGGUGGGGGUGGUCUGGGCAUUUCGCUAGAAGGCACCGUGGACGUGGAGGGGGGGCGCGAGGUGAGGCCGCAUCACUACGUGCGCUCCGUGCUGCCCGAGGGGCCCGUGGGCCGCGCCGCCGUGCAUCGCCCCGGCGACGAGCUGCUCGAAGUGAACGGUCAUCGGCUCCUGGGCAUGAACCACUUAGAAGUGGUGUCAAUUCUGAAGGAAUUAUCGAGUGAAGUCUGCAUGGUGUGUGCGAGACCUCGACCUGCGCCCCCUCUCGACCUAGCGCCGCCUGCCACAACAUUAGUGAAGGCGAAAUCGGACGGUAGCCUGGCGGGUGCGGGUGCUGAGGAAGGCGGGUCGCUGUCCGCCGCUGGGAAAGUUCGUUCCCGGAGUCUCGAACCACUAACCGGACUUGCUAUGUGGUCUUCUGAACCCCAGAUAAUAGAGCUAGUGAAAGGCGAGCGUGGUCUGGGGUUCUCGAUCCUGGACUACCAGGACCCGCUGCGGCCCGCGCACACGCUCGUCGUCAUCCGCUCGCUGGUGCCGGGCGGCGUGGCGCAGCAGGACGGCCGCCUCAUACCCGGGGACAGGCUGCUCUUCGUUAACGAUCAGAAUCUUGAAAAUGCGAGUCUAGAGCAAGCGGUGGCGGCGCUGAAGGGCGCGCCCCGAGGAGUGGUCCGCAUCGGGGUGGCCAAGCCUCUACCGCUGGCCGACGCGCCGCCGCCGCUGCCCACCACGCCGCCCCCCAACACCUUGAGGUCCUCCUCUUAAACAACUCACUUCAACGAACAAACCACAUAUCACCGGCAGUACUGCGAUUACACAGCCCACUGGGUUUCUCGCCGGAUCUUCUCGCGUUUCCGAUCCGAUGUUAGAUUCUGCGAAGCACUGCUUUUGCUAAGGCCAGUGCUAGCAACACCUCCGGUUUAAGCCCCGAGAGCUCACCUACACGCUAGGGUAACGCUGGUAUAGCCUCUCAAGGCUAUCAGCGUAGGCAAGGAAAAAAUUGCGAUGAGUUUCACAUAAUUAUGUAACUACAUUUUUCUCUAAACCCGAAAUGAUAACUACUAGCCUUACUAAAAACUAUGUUACGAUAAAUCUUAUGAACCACCCUUUAUCAGCUAUAAAAUAUUUACUAUGAACUAGAUAAAUUUUAGUUUAAGGGACAAAUGUGUUAAUAAAUUGCGAGGUCUCUUUAAUUGACACUAUGCAAACUUACAGAUUAAAUGCCUAUUUCUGUCGUGAAACAGUAAUACGUUGCUACUGUAAAACUGCGACAUAGAACUCAAGUCUAAAGGUGCGUGGCGGUGUUUACAUUGAUGAUGUUCUAGGGGCUUUUUAACCAUUUAACACCAUAUGGGCCGUGAGCUUGUCUACCCAUCUAAGCAAUAGAAAAUGUGUAUUGUUUUUCAAUCAAAUAAUGGUAACCAAACCGCAAGUUUUAUUGAUCAAUAAAACUAGUAAUAGCAAGGCAUGAUUGUCUUUCUGAUUCCCAUUAAUGUAACAAAAUUUUAACCCUGCAAGGCUCAAUCUUUUUUGUGCUUGAAAAAAAUUUAGUUUGUAUUUAAUCAUCAGAAGAUAGGGUUUUCUCUAUCUUAUAAAAAAUAGAAAUAAAACCAUAUUUUACGAAAAAAUCAACUUCAGUUCCACAUAUGGUACACUGAGCCUUAACUAUACUUUUUGGUAUACUAAACUAGUACAAUUGAAUUGUUUUGGAAGUUUCCUAUGAACUUUUUUCCAAUUGUCAAUUAUUCAAAAUGAAAUGACUAUUACCUAUACUUAUAUUUAACUUUUUUAUGUAUUGCAAAAUCAUACUUAUUCUUUCUUUCUUUCUGGUCGUUCCCUCAAUGCUGAGGAUCGUGACUGUAUGUCAAUCUUCUCCACUCGGUCCGGUUCUGCGCCAUAUGUACCGCUCCUUGUAUCUGGCCUCCAGUCACCUCCUUGAGUUGGUCCACCCAUCUAGCUGGCGCUCUUCCUCUAGCGCGCUUCCCCUCCAUUUGUCCGAGAAUUAUGAGUUUCUCCAGGCUGUGCAAUGAGGAUCGCAUUAUGUGCCCAAAGAAACUCCGGAUCCUUUCCUGGCACAUACAUAGUCAGCACGCGCUUGGUGACCUUCAGCUCUUCGAGGAUGGAGACAUUAGUUCUCAUAACUGUCCAACUAAUAUAAAAUUGUUUAUUGAUGAAAAGAUCUAAAACAAAUAUUACAUUUAUUGAGGCAAAGUUCUACGCGACAUUUGUCGCAAGGUAUGAAUGUUUUCCCCUUGCAACCAGGAUAUUUGCAACGUUGCCUUUUUGAUCCCAAACAGGAAAAUGCACAAACCCAACGCGCCUCACAUCACGAGGAGGUAGGAUUGAUGUAUUUAUUUAGCUUCUGUCUUUAAUUUUCAACUUCAUGAGAUAAACUUGGUCUACCUUUCUUUUUGUUUAUUGAUAGCCCACAUAUGCAUAAACUUUUCUCUGCUUCGAAAUUUGAAGUCCUUCUGUUUCAUUGGGGUUGGUGUAUGUUGCUGCUCUCCGACUCUUCUGUACAAUAACCAGCAAUUGAUAAGGGUUACCUCAAGAAGAUGAUAAAAUAGGUUCAAGUACCAUUUUCUAGUUCUAACUUUUUAUUUAUAUUUCCGUAGGAACGAAUCUGGGAGGUCCACACUAGGAGUGGGUGAUAUAAAUCGUAUAUAGAUUCAAUAUCUAUAUAUCGCAGCAAUAUCGUUGAAUCCGAUAUCGCCCCGCACGAAAUCUAUAUAUCGAUAUCAGCCGAUACACGAUAUUGCUCGAUGUGAUGCGCAUCGCCAUAUCGCGAUAUCGGACCGAUUCGUGAAUCGAAAUCGAUAUUUCGAUAUCAGCCGAUACGCGAUAUUGCUCGAUGUGAUGCGCAUCGGCAUAUCGUACCGAUUCGUUAAUAUCAGCAAUAUUCGUUUGGUUCGUAUCGAAUCGGCCAGAGUGAGUGAGCGCGCGAUAUGGAUAUCAUGUAAUGAAUGAAACAGAAAUAGGCAUUAUCCAUACAAUUGUAAACCUUAUAUUUAAGUCCAUAUGUCUGUAGAUUAUUCUUAGCGUAUCAGCAGGAUACAAUUAAGGAAAGAAGUUUCAACUUUCGACCCUAACUUGAAUGCAGUAUAGCCUAUUUGCAUCGUUGAAUUUAAUUUCACGCGCUUUGACCUUGAACUAGAAUUUUUGGACAAGUGUUUAUAAAUACUUAAAAGUUUUUUGUGUUUGAUUUUUAAAGUACACAUUUUUCUAUUUUUAGUUGAAUCCAAAUAAUUGAGUUUAUUUCUUGUGUUUGUAUUAAACUUUUGAAAUCUACACUCUUUUGGUAUAUUUUGUAAUUUUAAAUUAAGACACAAAAUACUAAAAGCUGAAAAUAAUGUAGCCAGUCCUAAGCCUGGUAAAAGCAUGAAGGAAAGUUUUUUUGAUAUUUUUAUUUUCAUGUUCUUUUUAUUACUUUAAGAUCAUAUUAUAUAUUGAUAUCCGAAAACCAACCGUAUAACGUUGACUUAAAUCUAUAUCUACUACGAUAUUAUAUCAGCGUAUCGUUUCAAAUCUCAAAUAUCAUGAAUCGAGAAAAUCUACUAGCAUCCAUCAAUAUAUAGAUUCAGAAAAUAUAUAGAUUCAAUAUCCGAUAUUGAUCCUCGAUAUAUAGAUACGAUUCGAUACGCGGCAAAACCGAUAUUACCCACUCCUAGUCCACACCACUCAUAUUCAGGUUUUGUUUUGAUUGUUUGGGAGAAAUCCACUUGUAUAUGUUCUUUCUGUUUCUUGCAGUAUCUUCUCGCCGUUUCUAUGGGCUCUUGGUCCACAUAUGACGAUGGUCGGAAAACGACGGGUUUGUUGUCGUACCACGUGACGGUGAUAAUGUCCGUAUCAUUAAAAUUUGCUACCCAUUGCUCGGAAUAGCCUCUCUGAACCUUAUCCUUUUUCAGGUCGCUUACAGAAGGUAAUUGGAGGCCUUUUCUUAAACGACCUUUAUUGACCAUUCCCAGAGACUGUAUUCCCUUUUUGGCCAAAUAAGCAAUCAACUCUUGUGACGUAUAAUAAUUGUCAAAAAAUAAUUUGUGAUUUUGAUUCAUUGGAUUGGACCUAGCUAAGCGUACUACGAUAUUUGAGAUUGUUCUCCAUUCCAGGGUAAAUUUCAAAAUCGUAAGCUAAGUCACGAACAUAGCAAAGAACUAGCAACUUAUAGCCCUAUUUCUGUGACUUAUUAGGCAGAUACUGUCCAAGCAGAUUAGAUGCUUUUGUCGCCCACAUUUGCUCGUCGACGGAUAGCGCUUCUCUGUUAGGCACGCUUUGGAAUUUUCUUCUCGAUGUUUCCAAUAUUGGCCUAAUUUUAUGCAAACGAUCAUACCCUGGACUCCCUGAUGGCGGUUGCAUGGAGUUAUCGUUGAAAUGUAAAAAUUGACAUAUCUUUUUGAAAUGAUUCAGCGACAUUGUCUGUAUAAUCAAAGGAACACCUAAAUCAGCUGCCCAAUACAUUCGAAUAUUUGGCAGUGGCGCCAAACUCAUAAUCACACAGACAGACACCUAUAAACUUUUUCAAUUCAUUAGUUGUUAUUGUAAAUGGCUUUGAAGAAUUUUUUUGGAAACUAAUUUUGUGCAUUACUUCUUUAUUAUGCUGAAAUAACGUAUCACCAAAAAACCAUAAAAAAUAUUGAAGGGGAGUUUCAAAGUCUGUAUCGGUGUCGGUGACUAUAGAUUUGUGUUUCCAGUAAAUGAAACAGGAGGUUAUAUUAUUGAAAUUAAUCGAAAAUAUGUUUUCUUCUAAAUAAAUCUUUUUUCUUUGAGUGACAGUUACAGCGCUAGAGAUUCUAGAUCCAUGACCGAUUGUGUUACUCAUAGUCGAUGAUCGUCUCGGUACCUGAGAUUGUGUAAUGGUACCUGUAGUUGUCUCUGAAGUCAUUCCUGAUGUACUAGGCUGAGGGUUUGAUAUUUCUGACUGACGAUUUUCAAUAUUCGUAACAACUUCGUUGACGGAAGACGAACACAGAUAUAUCUGCGGAGAGAAGGAAGUUUCCACGUUGCUGAGUGGUUCUGAUAAAAAGUUUUGGAUGGACUGAACCUUUUCGAUGUCAUCAUCAUUUUCAGCAUCAGAAAAAUCUUGACCAUAUUCACUCCCAGAAAGAAUAUCCAAGAAACCUUCAAGAUCUUCAUCACGCAAUCUUCUUCGCGACAUUAUUUGCAAUAAAAUUAAAGAUUUCUUAAGGAAAGUUAUUGUAAAGGGUCUUUCAACAAAGGCGAGUUGAUCUUGAAAUUAAAUAAAACAAGCUGUAUGUGAGAUAUUAAAGAUUUAUUUUAUUUUAUUUGAAAGGCCCAUUUAUGCCAUUAUUUAUGAAAUAUGACAACGUUUAAAUGUCCACCGCUGCUUCGAACGGUGGCACGGAUCCGAGAGGUCCAAUUUUUAAUUACUCUACUGCAUAGAUCCAGCUGAAUCUGAGCGAUGGCUUGCGUUAUGUUGACUUUCAGGCCAUCGGUUGAUUGCGCAUUAUUGGCAUAGACCUGGGACUUGAGAAAACCCUACAAGAAAAAGUCAAAUCGCAUUAUAAAUAAUAAUAAUAAUAAUAUAGCCUUUUAUUCAGAUCUUUUAGUACAAUGAAUUUUUAAACUUAAAAAUACUAGCAUUAAAAUCUUAAACUUAAUAGAUAUGAAUAAAUGUAAACUAAUAUUUGUUGCUAGGUUAUCUUUCCUAGAUCUGUUUACCAGUCGGCAGAGGCCUCCUCCAACCUUUUCCAUUCAUUGUCUUUAGACGUUGGAGGGUUGUGGUCGCUUUCCCCCUCGAGGACCAGUCGGCUUGGGGGAGUUCGUUCCUUUUUUGUUUCUUUAUUAACAGUUUCUUUGGUUGGUUUUGGUUUCCGUUUGCUGUUCUUUAGUUGCUAUUGGUUUUUAUUAGUAUUAGGUAUAUUCGAAAGGGAGCUGGAUCUAUAUCGCAUUAAAUCAAAAGCAUUUGACCUGUUUGUCUUUAUUGUGUUUACGGUUUGUUGCUUUUUUGGUUGAUUAUUAUCUGAAGAAGGUGAAGCGGAUAUUUCCCUUUUCCUUUUUUCUUGGCUGUAGUUGUUCUCUUUAACAAUCAAUUUAUCAUAUUUUAGGUAUGCUAUAUUGCCUUUUUGUCUCUCUUCAAUUAACUUGGCUUGUAGCUCUUUUCUUUUUUUUAACACAUCCUUCGAGUAGUCCUCCGCAAUGUAUAUAGAUUUUAGGUUCUUUUUACUUUUGAUAAUUUCGGUCUUUUUCCAGUUGCUUAUAAACGAACACAGUACCGGUCUCGGUUUGUUGUUCUCUCUCUUUCUUUUUCCUAAGCGAUAAAUUUUGUUGAUAUCGUAUUCUUCCAUUUUAAUAUUCAAAUCUUGGUUGAAGGUUUCUUUGAGCUUUUGUAAUAGUUCAUAAGAGGAUUUUUCGUUUUCUUCUAAGCCGAAUGCUAUAAUAUUAUUGUUUUUCUCAGCCCUCUUGAAAUAAUCUAUUUCUUAUUCCAGUUUUUCUACUUUAGUUUUCAAGUUCUUAUUUUCUUCUAUAAUAGGGAUUAGUUUUUCAUCCAUCUUUUCCAUAAUACUAUUUGUUAUAGAGUCCUUCAAUUCAGCAUUUUGACUUUGCAUCUCCAUUUUAAUUUUUUCAAAUAAUAUUUGAAAUUGACCUUCCAUCUUAUAUUAAAUUAUCUACGUGUAACGAAACGCAAUAGUAGAAUAUGGUAGAAAUAUUUUUCUCAAUUAGCAACACUGUUUAAUAUGUCAGAUUUAUUGACGUACACGACAAGUGUCAUUGAGUGAACGAUUUGUUGUUUUCGUGUUUUCUAACCUCUAAACCAAUAGUUGAUAUUGUAGUUGUAGAUCUGCGAUGGAUUUCAGUAACCGCACUUCACUGUAUGUUUUUAGUCACUUCCGAGAGGUCCCAGCACUGUAUCAACGUAUACUAGCAACCAGAAAUUACGUUUGGUAUUUUAUUUCACUUAAUUUCACUUGGAGUUAAUCACUACGGUGUUGACAGUUCGGAUGCCGGAAACGGAAAAAAUCGCAUGAUCUUGGUGUCCAAUUCACGUUACCUCUACGAGAGAUAAUCCUGCCCUCGAACCGUUCAUGCAGAAUGUCCAUUGUGUCACUCGCUGUGUGGCACGUAGCGCCGUCUUGUUGGAACCACAUGUUGUCCAUGUCCAUAUCGUUCAGUUCAGGCCAAAAUAAAUUGUUAAUCAUUGAUCUGUAGCGCUCGCCGUUGACAGUAAUGCCCUCGCCAUCAUCGUUUUCGAAGAAGUACGGACCAAUGACGCCGCCGACCCUAAAUCGGCACCAAACAAUGACUUUGUGGAUGCAUUACCACCUGGUGAACCUCAAUUAGGUUGUGGUCCUCCCAUAUACGGCACUUUUGCUUAUUAACAAAACCAUUCAUCCAAAAGUGCGCAUCGUCGGUAAAGAUGUGUUGGCGCCGUUGCGAUGAGAUGUUGGGUGCAAGACUUAUUCAAAUAACAGUGGACUGUAUUUAUAGCUGGUUUAUUAAAUCGGAUCAAAGCUAGUACAAUUUUACGGGACCGACAAUGAUUGUGUGUUUUUUCGUUGAUGCACGUCGUUUUAUUUUGUAAGUCCACGCCUCUCCCCCGCUUCCGCCGCGAUGAGGAAAAUAGGGUUGCUAUGUUUCGAACAGAUGAUUUUUCAACCAAAUUCGGGGUCCUCUUCCAAACGUUCUGUAGCCGAGUCAGCGAACAAACGGCGUUGGAUCUUGUAUGGGUGUAGGCUCAAGUUCUGACGCAAAAUUCGCCAAGUUGAAGUCUGCGAAAGGCUGAGUUCUUGCGCACGGCGAGAAAUCGACUGCCUCGGAGUCUCCUGCACACUCUCACGGACAGCAGCGAUGUUCUCGGCCGAUUUGCGUUCCUUUGACGUAAAUGUGUUGGUUGUUUACCGAACCAGUCUUCUCGAAUUUGAACACCAAACGUUGGAAAGUCGACUUUGAAGGGCCACCGCGUCUGCCGUAAAAUGACGUAAUGCGCGCAACGUUUGCACUAACGAACACUCAUUUUGAUAAUGAAAUUUUAUCAUCUGGACGUGCUGCUCAAUCGUGUAACUUGCCAUGCUGAUUUGGCAUCAGUAACUGAAGAAAUAACAACGCAUUUGACAGAAGCCGCCAAAACAACAUGGCCUCCACAAACUGUCAACAUCGACCCGCCCUAUUUGAAAGCCCCUUUAUAAGUGAAAACAGACACUAAAGCUCAACGUACCGUAUGUGGUACAUGCAUAAAAAUAUGAUUUACUAAUACGUUUACUAUUGUAAUAUCAAACAACUUACCUCUGCAAAAUAUACACUUCCUUACAGACUCGUACAUCACACAGUGUGUUUUUUUUUUUCGAGUCAAAACUGUUCAAUUACUAUUUUGUAAAUAUUUUUGAAUUCAAACAAACGACUAACGUUCCACUUUCAUUCAAAUUUCACACUUCGUAUAAGUAAAGUUUCGUUUUACAACAUAACUAAAUGUCUGUAGCUUGUUUUAUAGCUAUAGGAACAAUUAAAGACAGCAUUCCACAUAUGGAACUGGGUGCCUUGUAGGGUUAAUCCAAGUGAUUACAUUUUAUCCUUUAUGACAAUCAGAUAAAACAAAAUAAAAAUAUUUUUACUCCUUGUGAUAUUCUAUACUUAAUUAAUGUAAAAUCAUUCCACGAUUGUAAAUAAAGUUAAGAGCAUUGGAACAUAUAUUGGUAAACACUAAAGUAUUAACCUUAAUAUUAUGCAUCUAUAGGUACUAAUCUAAUGUUAUGAGUACGCGAAUAUGGUAAGUAAAAUAUAAAAGCGAUACAUUAAUAUCAUAGUGUGAAUAUAUCGAUAACAGAAUGCGGAUUAAUAUUAAUAUCGUUUAUUAAAUAAAUAAAAAUAAACGGCCUUAUUAAUAAAUGCGGUUAAUAAAUCCUAGCUUACCUACUACAUAUCGACGCUUGAAAGGCAAACGUGAGUAAGCGACAAUAACUGCUUUGUACAUAAUUGAUAGGCAAUAACCAUAUUCGAUGCGCAAAAAAUAUAUAUUUCUAGGUCUAUUAAAAUCAUUUCAAUCCUACAGCUAGAUUCGUUAAAAUAGAUUUUUUUCAGGUAUAUCAACUUUAAAUUAGUCUACUGUAAAGUUCACGCAUUGUCGCUUAGUCACGUUUACCUUUCAAGCGUCGAUAUGAGUCUUUUCUGAACGAUUUUAGAACGGGCCGUUACUGUAAAUGACAAACUGAAAUAACAACCUGUUUAUUGAUGAGGAUAAGGUUAUUAAUUAGAUGUAAAUUAUAAUUAGUGAGAAUUUAUUGUUUAUUAAGUUUCCGAAAUAAAGUUUAUUUAAAAAUGUA
Messenger RNA from Bombyx mori (domestic silkworm), 11061 nucleotides. RefSeq names its product patj homolog (gene Patj). The coding region runs from base 245 to 2554 and encodes 769 amino acids. NCBI's taxonomy places the organism in Eukaryota, Metazoa, Arthropoda, Insecta, Lepidoptera, Bombycidae. The record is from RefSeq and is a predicted model, not a curated record. The transcript has 17 exons. Gene Ontology annotation, molecular function: protein binding.